Messenger RNA from Salvelinus namaycush (lake trout), 1692 nucleotides. Its product is annotated as serine protease 23-like. The record is from RefSeq and is a predicted model, not a curated record. Gene Ontology annotation, biological process: proteolysis. The coding region runs from base 47 to 1255 and encodes 402 amino acids. Lineage: Eukaryota; Metazoa; Chordata; Actinopteri; Salmoniformes; Salmonidae. Gene Ontology annotation, molecular function: serine-type endopeptidase activity. The transcript is spliced from 2 exons.
CACAUUUGGGGGGAAGGAUGAGGGGUCAGAUGGGGAGGGGGAGGGGAUGUGUGGGAUAGAGUGUCAGAGCGCUCUCCCCCCUCCCGACCAGGCCACGGUGGAGAGCAUGCUGGGAUACGAGACGGUGUAUGAAAACGGCACGCGCACACACACCGAUGUCACACUGCAGGGCCUGAAUGAGACGACUUCACGCACACCCUCACACACUCGCAGGAAACGUCAGGUGUACGGCUUGGACGGGCGCUUUGUCAUCUCAGACAGCCACUUUACCACCAACUACCCGUUCUCCACGGCGGUCCGCCUGUCCACAGGCUGCUCCGGGGUCCUGGUGUCUGACAAACACAUCUUGACGGCAGCCCACUGUGUCCACGAUGGGAAGGACUACCUACAGGGGGUCCGCAGGCUGAAAGUCGGGGUCCUACAGGUCAAAUCUAAACGAGGAGAGGAAGAGGUUGGAGAAGAGGAGGAGGAUGGGAAUGGGAUAGAUGAAGAAGGACCGAGACAGGAGCAGAGACGGAGAGGAGGGAGGCAGAGAGGAAUGAAGGGAAAGGGGGAGAUACAGAACGCGGUUGAUGGGGAGACCGGAGCAGAGGGAGGUGAAGAAGGGAACACAGAGAAGGAGAGAAGAGAGGGAGGGGGUAGGCAGAGAACGAGAGGUAGCAGAAGUAGCCGUGUACAACGCAGCACAGAAACUAAAAAGCAGCCCUCCUUCCGCUGGACACGCGUGAAACAAAUCCACAUCCCCAAGGGUUGGAUACACACAGGGGACGAUGACACUAACGCCGUUACCCCUGACUAUGACUACGCCCUCCUAGAGUUGAAACGGCCAAUCAAACAGAAGCACAUGGAGCUGGGGGUGGCGCCCGCUGCAAAGCCCCUCCCCUUAGGUCGCAUCCACUUCUCAGGGUUUGACAAUGAGCCAGAGGGAGGACAAACGGAGGGAGAGAAAGAAAAGGUGGUCUAUCGCUUCUGUUCAGUGACAGAGGAGUCAGACGACCUGUUGUAUCAGCACUGUGACGCCCAGCAGGGGGCGUCAGGUGCUGGCGUAUACAUCCGGCUCAGACAGGAAGUGGAGGGAUCCAAUAAGAGGAAGUGGCAGCGGAAGGUGAUUGGAGUGUUCUCAGGGCACCGCUGGGUGGAAGGGGACCGGGGUGAAAAGAGGGAUUAUAAUGUGGCGGUGAGGAUCACUCCACCUAAAUACGCUCAGAUCUGCCACUGGAUCCAUGGGGAUCCCAGCAUGUGUACGAAGGCCUGAGAAGUCAGGGAUCUAUCUGCUGGAUCUCUCAGACUGAUCAGAGGAAGAAACAAAUGUUCAUCUAGCACUUUUCACUGAGACCUCAAAGUGCUGCAAUGGUGGUCAACGAACUAUCAAAUGGCCAGCACAGACAGAUCAGAUGGAAUAGGAUUUCGGAAUAUGGGAGGAUUUUCAUGCUCCGGUCAAUCAAACAGAUUCCUAUCCAGAAUGCAAAAAAAUGAUUUUGAGGUCUCAAAAUUCUAUGGUGCUCUCCAAACACUAACAGGUUUUCCAGUCUUAUAUGCCUUUAUGUGUUGCUUCCAAGAAAUGCCCAUUGUGCACGUAAUACGGGGGCUAAGAUUAAUUCCAUUGGUGCUUAUUUUUACCAUCUCUGCAUGAUUCAUAGUUUUGUUAUCUGGCUUAAAUGUAAAUGUGUCUUUUGUUGAGUAUUUCCUAAA